Hemibagrus wyckioides is the source of this 4828-nucleotide messenger RNA. It is a transcript of the gene slc12a4, whose product is annotated as solute carrier family 12 member 4. The record is from RefSeq and is a predicted model, not a curated record. Gene Ontology annotation, molecular function: potassium:chloride symporter activity. Gene Ontology annotation, biological process: potassium ion import across plasma membrane; chemical synaptic transmission; potassium ion homeostasis. Gene Ontology annotation, cellular component: membrane. The transcript has 24 exons. Lineage: Eukaryota; Metazoa; Chordata; Actinopteri; Siluriformes; Bagridae. The coding region runs from base 129 to 3416 and encodes 1095 amino acids.
GGAGGAAGUGAGCAAAGAGCAGAGGAAUGCACUUGGAAGUUGUGAGCUUCAGCUUCAGCUGAGAGCCCGGCGUUAUCUUUCCCAAAAGACAAGACAGGCCUUGAUAAAGCUACUGGGCGAAUGAAAACAUGCCCCAUUUUACUGUGGUACCAGUGGACAAUAACUCACACUCCAACUAUGACAGUCUGGAGGGAAUUAACUGUGUGGAUUACAGAGACACGGGGCAAGAUGGGUACCCUGGACACGGAGACACAGUAAGCUCUGAUGGGCAUGGCAACCACAAAGAAGAUGUUCCCUUCCUCAACAAUACAGAUUCAGCAGCAAAGAGGAAUGACUACUAUGACAAGAACUUGGCACUGUUUGAGGAGGAACUGGACAUCCGCCCCAAGGUCUCUUCCCUUCUCAGCCGCCUGGUCAACUACACAAACAUUACUCAAGGGGCAAAGGAGCAUGAAGAGGCAGAAAGUGCUGAUGCAUCGAAAAGGAAAAUGCCAAAGUCUCCAAACAUGGGCACACUCAUGGGAGUUUACCUGCCGUGUCUGCAGAAUAUAUUCGGUGUCAUCCUUUUCCUGCGUCUCACCUGGAUUGUCGGUACAGCCGGUGUGGUGCAGUCUUUCCUCAUCGUCUUUAUGUGCUGCUCUUGUACGAUGCUCACAGCAAUAUCAAUGAGUGCUAUUGCUACCAACGGUGUUGUUCCAGCUGGUGGAGCAUACUUUAUGAUUUCACGCUCCCUGGGGCCUGAGUUUGGCGGUGCAGUGGGGCUUUGUUUUUAUUUGGGAACAACUUUCGCUGCUGCCAUGUACAUCCUGGGAGCCAUAGAAAUAUUUCUUAAAUAUCUGGUGCCACAAGCAGCCAUAUUUCAUGUCACUGAUGUCCAUGCGGAUAACAGCUUCAUGCUGAACAACAUGCGAGUUUAUGGCAGCAUCUGCCUCAGUCUCAUGGCUGUCGUGGUGUUUGUCGGUGUAAAAUACGUGAACAAGUUUGCUUCACUUUUCCUCACCUGCGUCAUCAUUUCCAUUGUUUCCAUCUAUGCUGGGGCAGUGAAAUCCAUCUUCCAACCACCAGAGUUCCCGAUAUGUAUGCUGGGCAACAGGACGCUAGCGCGUGACCUUUUUGAUGUAUGUGCAAAGACGGUAGUUGAAGGGAAUGAGACAAUACCCAGUAAGCUGUGGAGGAAUUUCUGUAGUUCAGAGAAUGGCAGCAGUUUUCACUGCGAUGAGUACUUUGCCCAGAAUAAUGUGACCGAAAUACAGGGAAUUCCUGGGCUGGCCAGCGGAAUCAUCAGAGAGAACAUGUGGGGCGAUUACAUGGAGAAAGGGCAGAUUCUGGAGAAGCCUAGUCUGCCCUCUGAAGAUGUCCAUGGUUCUAUGGAGUCCUUCAGAUAUUAUGUAUCUGCAGACAUUGCCACAUGUUUCACCCUCCUUGUGGGAAUAUUUUUUCCCUCAGCCACAGGCAUUAUGGCUGGAUCAAACAGAUCAGGAGAUUUGAGGGAUGCUCAGAAGUCUAUUCCUGUAGGGACAAUAUUGGCCAUCAGCACCACAUCACUUGUCUAUUUCAGUUCAGUGGUCUUGUUUGGGGCCUGUAUUGAAGGAGUGGUUCUCAGAGACAAAUUUGGUGAUGCAGUUAAUAAAAACCUGGUAGUUGGUACGCUCUCCUGGCCCUCGCCAUGGGUCAUUGUGAUUGGAUCGUUCUUCUCUACGGUGGGUGCAGGAUUGCAGUCACUAACUGGAGCGCCCCGUCUUCUGCAAGCCAUCGCUAAAGACAACAUCAUACCUUUCCUCAGAGUGUUUGGACAUGGUAAAGCCAAUGGGGAGCCCACAUGGGCCCUACUGCUCACUGCACUCAUAGCCGAGCUGGGCAUUCUAAUUGCAUCGUUGGAUAUGGUGGCUCCCAUUCUCUCUAUGUUUUUCUUGAUGUGUUACUUGUUUGUAAAUUUGGCUUGCGCUGUACAAACUCUCCUAAGGACCCCGAACUGGAGGCCACGUUUCAAAUAUUAUCACUGGGCACUGUCGUUCCUAGGAAUGAGCAUGUGUCUGGCUCUAAUGUUCAUCUCGUCUUGGUAUUAUGCCAUCGUAGCCAUGUGCAUCGCUGGCAUGAUCUACAAAUACAUUGAAUACCAAGGAGCUGAAAAGGAAUGGGGAGAUGGGAUCCGGGGUCUGUCGCUCAGUGCCGCUCGAUACGCUCUGCUUCGUUUGGAAGCCGGACCACCUCACACCAAAAACUGGAGACCACAGUUGCUUGUGCUACUGAAGCUGGAUGAAGAUUUGCAUGUCAAAUAUCCCAGAAUGCUAACCUUUGCUUCACAACUAAAAGCGGGAAAGGGCCUGACGAUUGUGGGAUCAGUAAUCCAGGGCAACUUCCUGGACAGCUAUGGGGAAGCUCAGGCCUCAGAACAGACCAUAAAAAACAUGAUGGAAAUAGAGAAAGUAAAGGGAUUCUGCCAGGUGGUGGUUGCCUCGAAGGUGCGCGAAGGAAUUGCUCAUCUUAUUCAGUCAUGUGGGUUGGGUGGGAUGAAGCACAACACAGUAGUUAUGGGUUGGCCGUAUGGAUGGAGACAAAGCGAGGAUCCUCGAGCAUGGAAAACUUUUAUUAAUACAGUUCGAUGUACCACAGCUGCCCACCUGGCACUGAUGGUGCCAAAGAAUGUGUCAUUCUACCCCAGCAACUAUGAGCGCUUUACUGAUGGACAUAUCGACGUGUGGUGGAUAGUCCAUGAUGGAGGAAUGCUCAUGCUGCUACCCUUCCUUCUCAAACAGCACAAGGUGUGGCGUAAGUGUAAGAUGCGUAUUUUCACUGUGGCCCAGAUGGAUGAUAACAGUAUUCAGAUGAAGAAGGAUCUGGCAACCUUCCUAUACCAGCUCAGAUUAGAGGCAGAAGUGGAGGUGGUAGAAAUGCAUGAUAGUGACAUCUCUGCAUACACCUAUGAGAGGACACUAAUGAUGGAGCAGAGGUCACAGAUGCUGAGGCAGAUGAGACUGUCCACAGCUGAGAGGAACAGAGAGGCCCAGUUAGUGAAGGACAGACACUCGUUGGUGCGAAUGGGCAGUUUGUACUCUGAUGAAGAAGAGGAAACUCUAGAUAUAUUGCCUGAGAAGAUCCAGAUGACGUGGACCAAAGAUAAGCUGGACACAGAGAAACGAAACCGCAACAACGCUCCAGAGAACUUCAGAGAACUCAUUAGUCUUAAACCAGAUCAGUCUAAUGUGAGACGGAUGCACACAGCAGUGAAACUCAACGAAGUCAUUGUGAAUAAGUCCCAUGAUGCCAGACUGGUGUUGCUUAACAUGCCUGGGCCUCCUCGCAAUCCUGAUGGUGAUGAGAACUAUAUGGAAUUCCUGGAGGUGUUGACAGAAGGUCUUGAGAGAGUGCUGCUUGUGAGGGGUGGAGGACGUGAGGUCAUCACCAUCUACUCAUAACUAACCACAUUGCCACAUUUGCCCCAGAAAGGCUAAAUGGGGGGCUAUACAGAAUAGCAAACAUUAUCUAAAUACGAAUUUGGAUAUAAAAGAUCAAAAUUGGGUGAGAUACGUUUAUACCUCACAGAAUUUCAUUUGUACUUCAUUCUAGAGGAAUGCACAUCUGGCAGUCAUUCACUGGCUGCAGCCUUACAAGUAUUCAAACACACACACGCAUACAGAGAGAGCGAGACAGAGACUGUCAUCAAAUAAAAUGCGGGUUAAGGACGGUUUGCUGUUUGGGACACUGUUUUGAGGAGAGUUUGUGUACAUUAGUUGUAUUAAAGUCAGUCAUGAGUUACAUUACACUCAUUCAGUGACAAAUAACACAUCAUAACCUCUUCCAUCUGUUCAUUUCUCAGCAUUUAUGUGAAACACAUACAGUACAUUACCUAUACCACACAACAAAACAUUCAUGUACACUAUCAUGUAUACCCUGUACAUCUAACCCAACGUCCGGAUGAAUCGGAAUUGAAUAACUGAUAACUUCUGAGUUGAGAGGCAAGGGUUUAACCACAAAGCUAUUAAAUCUCACACACAGCUGCAAUGUGCAUAGCACCUAUAUAUUCCCUUUAAUAUAACAAAAGACACACCCACAAAAUAAAUAAAUAAAAGGUUGUAUAAGCAUUCCCCUCCUUAUUUCCAGUGAAACCUAUAAAUUAGAUAUUUUGAUUGCAGGGCCAGAUUCUUAUUUUACUAGUUUAAUAAUGCAACACUAUGGCUCAUUGUUUACUGCUUAUUUGGCUCCAGGCGGGCAAUAAUUUAAAGUUCAACACACUCCACAGUGCAUUGAGCAAUAGCAGACACAUUCCUGGUAAAGACCCAAAUCUGCACUAAAGUGUAUUUCAGCUGAUAAGAAACAAAAUAUGUUUACUUGAAAGACUGAAGCCAGCUCAUCUGCUUCUCGUUAGAAACAGAAACACCAUCUUAAAGCAUUUGUGGUUAAAUACUGUGGGCAGAAGUACACAGUAAACAGGAAGUGUUAAUAGUGUGCACAGAGAAAUACAACAAUCUUAUGAGGAAUGGUAUAAUAUGUUAUAAUGUUAUAUAAAGUUAAUUCAGAGCAGCUGCAGACACAUCUGUAUUGUAUUUGUGUUUCUGUAAGAUUUUUUUUUUCCAAUGAGCUUUAGUCCAAACAAAAAUUUUACUUGGAGUAGAUUGAAAAGUUGAUGUUUUUUUUUAUUUAUUUCCUUAUUUAUUUGCUUUUACUCCCCAUUGCUUUGAGAGCACCAGGUUGUAGAUAAUGGUCAAAGAAAGAGAAUUGAGUUUAUUCAUGAUUUUGGGUGAAAACAUGAAAUGAUUUUAUAACUUAUGACUUUUUGUACUAGACGUUUGAACAUUUCAAAGAAAUAUAAAGCUUGUAAAUUAAAAGA